CUUAAACCGCACGUUCACCAUGCACAUUCGAACAAGUAUCCUAAACACGGUUGAAACUAAAUCAGCGGACUUAAAACUUACAGCGCCUAAUACAAUCUCGACCUUGGUGUAGUGACACAGGGACCAUGGUUACUAUGGAGGAAUUUAACAGUCACGCUGAAAAAGUUAAAAAGCUUAAAACAAAACCUACUGAUAAUGAUCUCCUUGAACUUUAUGGCUUGUACAAACAAGCUACAGUUGGUGACAACAAUACAUGUGCACCUGGUAUCUUCGAUCUAAAAGGAAAGGCAAAAUGGAACGCUUGGAAUGGAAAAAAGGGUAUUUGCAGCGAAGAAGCCAAAACGUUGUACGUGAAUAAAGCUAAAUGCCUUAUUGAAAAAUAUGGACUGGAAUCAUAAUUAAUAUUAAUUUUGUUCAAGGAAACUAAUUUAUUCAGUUAAAAUUCAUAUAUUUUUGAUAUGAUUUACAUAUUGAGUUCGGUUAUAAUUUUUACUCUUUUUUCUUCAUCUUUUUUACUUGUUACUUUACAAAUGUUAAUCGUAACGAUAGGGGUCAGUAAACAUUUUUAAUAGUUGUUAUUUACUGUAUAUCUAAACGACUUCUAUUGUCUUUCAUACUUUUUUGUAAUAUCGAAAUAUAUAUUAAAGGAAACAUGGA
Schistosoma margrebowiei is the source of this 657-nucleotide messenger RNA. NCBI's taxonomy places the organism in Eukaryota, Metazoa, Platyhelminthes, Trematoda, Strigeidida, Schistosomatidae. The record is from the annotation of a GenBank genome assembly.